This is a messenger RNA of Coffea eugenioides, 2273 nucleotides long. RefSeq lists its product as uncharacterized. NCBI's taxonomy places the organism in Eukaryota, Viridiplantae, Streptophyta, Magnoliopsida, Gentianales, Rubiaceae. The transcript has 8 exons. The record is from RefSeq and is a predicted model, not a curated record. Bases 145 to 2025 code for a protein of 626 amino acids.
AAACCACAGGAGACUUUUGAUAUUUAACCCUAAAGUUUAGGACUCAGUUGAUAAUUCUUAGAUACUUUAAGCGAGAAAAUAUCUCCGGAAUUUUAGCAUACCUUGAAAGUCCCUCCGCCCGAGAGAGCUGAAAAAUUCUCACAAAUGGCGUUCACCAUUACACACACCAGCCAUCUCUUCGCCAACCCUUCAUACCAUCCUGCAAUCCAUUUUCCAGAAUUGCCCCUCAAACAACGCAAGAUUACACGUCAUCACUGCUUGCCUCCAAAAUCACAACCGUCUGAACAUGUACCCUUAACUAACGACCACGACCGCCGGCAGCAGAAGCUUCUCCAAGCCGUGGCUGAGUCGAAUGAGGAGCAGCUCCCUGGAGUCAGAACAUUCGAGAACGACUCGGCGCGGCUUACCCUCGUUGGCGCUGUUGACUUCCAGCAAGCCGUCACUGCUGCCGCUGCUGAUGGCGGCCGAGCAGCCAACGAACACAUUAUCGCCGGCUUACCAACCAUGGUCAUAGAGACCGUCUUCCCAGGACGGCCUGAUGACUGCAGCACUCUUUCCACUAGGCUGUUUUUACCUGCUAGCAAAGUAAAAGAGAAGGCUAAGAAACUCAAAGCUACCCUUAGUGAAGAUAUUCUUUCUAGCACUACGUCGGAGAACAUACUUGCCAUGACAUUUAGACAGGUGGUACUGCAACAGCUUUGGAGCUUUGAGCUUGUGGCAUUUAGAUGUGGAACUGAAAGAAAUAUCGAUGAUUUUGGAAAUCUGAGAGAGCAGGUACUUGCAACUUUUACCAUCAGCUCUUCAGAAGAACAUAUUCUUUCUGUGCUUGCUGAAGUUAUUUGCUCUUCUGCACUUGAAAGUAUUGAAAGUCAUACAGUGGGCCAAUCAUUUGGUAGAGCAUCUGCAAAGUUUAUUCAAUGGUUUCACAAACCUAAAAGAUAUGUAUCCAAAGACUCAUCCAUUAUUCUACAUAAGCUACUUGAUAACGAGAUAGCUGCCAAUGCAAAAAUUCUGCUGGACAAGUUUAGCUCAAGAAGGGUGAAAUCUAUGGGAAUUAAGUCAAAAUAUAGUUGGUGGACAUUGUCAUCGGACCCUGAAUUGGAAAAGUUUAAUGGCCCUGAAUUUACUGCUGGGCUUAAUGAACAUAUACCUUCAUAUCGGCUGCAAAUAGAUGCUGGCAAAUUCAAAGAUGUGAAAAUUGAAGGGGGGAAUUUGUUCACCACGAAUAUUUGGGAAAUUCUCUUGACUCAUUGCCAAAUGGUUUGUUUGGCAGACAUUCUUGAUAUUUAUUAUCAAGAUGACUUCACUUUGCCAGCUAAACAAUUGUCGUGUGAUGCAAUGAUGAACCUUUCCAACUUGUCCAGAAAUAAGAGCGGCAGUUCUUUGCUUAAAAUUUUGUCAGCCACCCUCGCAGGUGGCCUAUUGCUUGUUAUGAUAAGCAUUCUAAGUCAACUUUACCUGCCUAAUCUGCCUCGCUGGAGGAAGUACCAUAAAGAUCACUCAGUUCAGUCAUCUUGCAUUAGAUGUAUUGAACCCGAAUCUUUGGGGCUUACCCAGUUGGAAGCUUGCUGCAUUGCAGUAAUCAGAAAACUUAAGGACUCUUUUGGUUGGCCUGGAGAAAUAAUAACAAAAGCUGGUCAUUGUGCAUGGACUGGAGAGCUGCCAUUGUACCUUAAGAGGAUGGUUGAAAUUGACUCCAAGACGUCAGAUGUUUUAUCCACAGUGACAUUGCCAGGAGAACGAAUUGAAGAGAUGAAAGGAUCUGUUCAAGAUAUUGCAAGUUAUCAGGUUGUUUUGUCUACUGAAGGGGAAGUUGUUGGAUUCCAACCAAGAAGCCGUAUGGCUGUCAAUCACUGGGCAUCAAACCCCUUAACAAAGGAGUUGUAUGCCAGAAGAAAUCUUUCUCCUGGCUUUUUAGAACCUGGUUUGAAGAUCCAUCAUCCUAGUGACGUUGUGCUAUUGGAGUUACUAAUGUCGGCAAAUCCUGAGCCACAUUUUGCAUUGGUUAGGCCAGUAGGCAUUUGACGAUUGGUUGAUGGACAGCAGACCGUAUAUUUUGCUUGUAGUUUGUUUCGUUGGGAUUAAGUUGAGCGGAAAAUUUUGGUAUAUUGAUGGUUAGACAUUCCCUCAUUGGUAUUAUGGUUUUGCUCUUUUGACCUUGCAAUUUCAAGUUUGUCUGGGAAAGUUUUUUUAUAACAUCUUCAUCAUUCCUGUUUGAAGAAAUUCAUCCAAGUAAAACAGGAGGAAGUGGUCUAAUCGGUCUUCUUGUGCCA